Molecule: messenger RNA, 792 nt
Organism: Tilletiopsis washingtonensis
Lineage: Eukaryota; Fungi; Basidiomycota; Exobasidiomycetes; Entylomatales
Exons: 1
Coding region: 68-544 (158 amino acids)
Source: RefSeq, a predicted model, not a curated record
GCCGUGCCCUGUCACAACACCCGCCGCGCUCCCGUGCCCCCCCCCCUCCUCCUCGCCAGCCAGCGUCAUGGAGCAGCGCGUCUUAUUCGCGCUCAGCGCGACACGCCUCCGCCGACGUCGAUCCUCGCGUGGUGUCUUGGCUGCCGGCGGCCGUGCCAACGCCAUCUCGACGUCGGCCCUCCCCGCACGCCGCAUCCGCAUGCGACGGCACAACGCCUUGCCUCCCUGCUGCUGUGCGCUCGUCUGGCUGUGUCGCGAUCCGCGCUGGCUGCUGAGAGCGCCGGGUCCUCUCGCUCCUGCUUGCGACUGUGGCUGUGUGAGCACGCAGCGACGACAGACGCAGCCUAUGCAGCGUCAGGGCUGCCCGAUCGUAGCCGCGGCGCAGCGCUCGCGCAUGUGCCGCCUACUUGGCGCUCGCCGCCCAUGCACGCACUGCACCGCCGCGCCAUCGGCCGGCCUUGGCGUGUGCGAGGGUCCUGGAAGAUCGUCGCGCCUCGCCAAGGGUUCCUUUGAGCUGGCCCGGCGCUUGUGCUUGCGCCCUUGACGUGCCGGGGAAAGAGCUUGGUCGCCGUGGCCCGAGAGCAGGGCCGCGGCACGACGAGCGACACCGUCCCCUGACGAGAGCUCUCAGGGGGAGCGACGAUGACGAGCAUCCUUUGCGUGGCCAGCUCGUGUGUGCUUUCGGUAUGAAUGGCGUCCCUGCCGAGUAGGGCUAGCAGAGAAGGCAAGGCUCAUUGGGAACAGGAGGGUGUAAAGCGUAUUUCGACAAGGUGCGACUCAACGCAGCUCACG